Messenger RNA from Schistocerca piceifrons (Central American locust), 1069 nucleotides. It is a transcript of the gene mRpS11, whose product is annotated as 28S ribosomal protein S11, mitochondrial. Gene Ontology annotation, molecular function: structural constituent of ribosome; mRNA 5'-UTR binding; small ribosomal subunit rRNA binding. The record is from RefSeq and is a predicted model, not a curated record. Gene Ontology annotation, biological process: maturation of SSU-rRNA from tricistronic rRNA transcript (SSU-rRNA, 5.8S rRNA, LSU-rRNA); ribosomal small subunit assembly; translation. The coding region runs from base 222 to 914 and encodes 230 amino acids. Gene Ontology annotation, cellular component: mitochondrial small ribosomal subunit; ribosome. Lineage: Eukaryota; Metazoa; Arthropoda; Insecta; Orthoptera; Acrididae. The transcript is spliced from 5 exons.
GAAAUUUUUAGACACAGUUGUGUGAAGAUUAAAUUUGUAAUGUAAUGUAAAUUAAGGAAAAAGGCCGUUAAUUUAUUUUCAACGUUUGGUCAAACUGUGUCAGUAAACACAGGAAGCUACUUCCACAGUGAAGAAGGUUUCUCUUUUGGCUAUUGAUGGAAGGAGGAGGUAGAGUCGGGGUUUGGUUGAGACUAGUUCGUAAAUUAUAGAGUUACUGAAGAAUGCUUCUUAAAUUUUUAGCAUUAAAAUCGUUAGGUUCUGUUCAAAAUCAAGCUUUGCGCUUGAUUAAUAUAAAAGCAGAGCCCUGUUCGUUUGUAGACCAACAGAAAAUCAAAAGUUCCCUGGUCUGGGGAACAUAUUUGCCCGUACAGCAUUGUAGAACUAUAUACAUGAGUUCGUUCCUCUCAAAAGUGGAAGACCGUCGUGAAAUGUUGGCUUCAAUGCCAGCAAAAGAUGAAGGUACAGAGGGAGAGAAAACUGUUGACAUCGACACACUCAUAAAAAGAGCUGGAGACGGACUGUUCCCAGAUGAGACUACAUCAAAACAGUUAUUUAAUGGUACCCCCUUUGAGGAACUACCUAUAUUUAACAUAAAAGUCUCCCCAAAUAAUACAAUAAUAAGUGUAACUGAUCAUAAAGGUGUGGUUAAGCUGAUGCGGUCUUGUGGAGUUGAAGGCUUCAAGAAUACACGCAAAGGGACUAAUGUAGCUGCUCAGGCCACAGCUAUCAGUUUAAGCAUGAAAGCUUUGGAAUAUGGAUAUAAGACAGUUCGUGUUAGAGUUCGAGGGCUGGGUCCUGGUAGAAUGGCAGCAAUCAAAGGACUGCAAAUGGGUGGAAUGGAUAUCGUCUCCAUAACAGACAGCACCCCAGUCUCAUGGAAUCCACCUCGACCACGGAAGCAAAAGAAACUGUGAUUGCAUGUUUGUGUCAUAGUAAAAGACUCCAGAAAAUGUUUGUGUUGUGAUUUACUUUCAUGGUUUAUCUAUGCUAUUUUUUUGACGGUGAUAAAGGAAAUUAAAUGUGUAAAAGCAGAGAAUACUUUGUAAUAACAGAAUAGUGCCUCAUGACA